Callorhinchus milii (elephant shark) is the source of this 1319-nucleotide messenger RNA. It is a transcript of the gene ptgr2, whose product is annotated as prostaglandin reductase 2. Gene Ontology annotation, molecular function: 15-oxoprostaglandin 13-reductase [NAD(P)+] activity. NCBI's taxonomy places the organism in Eukaryota, Metazoa, Chordata, Chondrichthyes, Chimaeriformes, Callorhinchidae. The transcript has 10 exons. The record is from RefSeq and is a predicted model, not a curated record. Gene Ontology annotation, biological process: prostaglandin metabolic process. Bases 119 to 1168 code for a protein of 349 amino acids.
UGGUCGCGCGCGGAUCCCUCCGCGGUCAGAAGGUGACGGCGGGGGAGGAGCGGAGGGGAGGGCGCGAGGAGGGGAGUGAGACGGCAAAUCCUCGCGCUGUACUUUAACUUUUGCUGUGAUGGCUUCAAUUCAGCAAGUUGUACUGAGUUCUCGACCUGGGAAGGAUGGAGAGCCUAUGGCUGAGAACUUCAGGCUGGAUGAGGGCAGUCUGGCUGCGGAGCUGGAGGAAGGACAGGUGAAGGUUCGCACCAUGUACCUCUCUGUGGACCCCUACAUGCGAUGCAGGAUGAACGAGGACACGGGGGCUGGCUACCUGACCCCAUGGCAAAUCUCCAAAGUGGUGGAUGGCGGAGGGAUCGGUGUGGUCGUCGAGAGCCGGCACAAAAGCUUUUGCAAGAGGGACUUUGUGACCUCAUUUAAUUGGCCUUGGCAAUCACAGGCCAUUGUGGAUGGCAAGAUCCUGGAGAAGGUUGAUCCUCGACUGGUUGACGGGCAUCUCUCCUAUUUCCUGGGUGUUGUGGGCAUGCCAGGAGUUACGUCUUUGAUUGGCGUGAGGGAGAAGGGCCAUGUUACUCCUGGAGCUAGUCAGACGAUGGUUGUGAGUGGAGCGGCUGGUGCCUGCGGGUCAUUAGCUGGUCAGAUUGGCCGCCUGGAAGGUUGUUCCCGAGUUGUCGGGAUCUGUGGCUCGGAGGAGAAGUGCCGGAUGUUGGUCUUGGACAUGGGCUUCGACGCUGCAAUCAAUUACAAGGUGGAUAAUGUCGGAGAGCAGCUGCGGGAAUUCUGUCCUGACGGUAUCGACGUCUACUUCGACAAUGUAGGAGGGGAGAUUAGCAACGCAGUCAUCAGCCAGAUGAACAAGCACAGCCAUGUGGUUUUGUGCGGCCAGAUCUCUCAGUAUAACAAAGAUGUUCCUUACCCUCCCCCACUGCCUUCCAGCAUUGAGGCUAUACUGAAGGAAAGGCACAUCACACGAGAGCGAUUCAUGGUCUUGAACUAUAUUGAUCAAUAUGAAGCCAGCAUCAAGCAGAUGAGCCAGUGGCUGAAUGAGGGGAAGUUGAAGGUCCGUGAGACUGUGGUGAACGGACUGGGCAACAUUGGAGCUGCUUUUCAAUCCAUGAUGAAAGGUGGCAACAUGGGGAAGCAGAUCAUUCUGGUCUCUGAGCAUUGAGGCUCUGAGUGCCUCUGCCUGGAGAAUGUGCCAGCGGCUCAAAUAGCCUUGUGCCAAACAGUACUCUCUGCCACUAUCCCAUCUCUGUGGCCCACAGGCCCUAUUGCUGUACUAAUCUCUCACAUUACAAUAAAAACAGAUUUUAACCAUA